This is a messenger RNA of Mesorhabditis spiculigera, 3324 nucleotides long. The record is from the annotation of a GenBank genome assembly. NCBI's taxonomy places the organism in Eukaryota, Metazoa, Nematoda, Chromadorea, Rhabditida, Rhabditidae.
AUGCUGCCCCGGUUUAGCGGCUCUCGCAAUACGGCUUCGACUUCGGCGGGUGGAGCUAUGAAGCAAAAACCCGAAACGCCCCGCUCGCCGCUGAUGAGCGUCGCCCAUUCGGUGAGGAGCAAGUUGAGUAAGCUGGGGCGGCUGGGACGAAGCCACGACAGUGCCACGUCGUCUUCGAUCAAGGGAAGCCGGAGUAUGAGCAGCAUGCGGCCAGCCGCGCCGCGCCGCGCCGACAGCGACACCAGCUACAAAAUGGCGAAAAGCCACUCGAUGGAGGCGGGCAGUUCGAAGGAAUCCAAGCUGCGACCGCCACAAAAGAUAACGCUACUCCGGGGAAGUCCCUCGAGGGAAGAGGUGACCCUAGAAGAGGUGGAGAAGCAGCGGGAGGAGCUCGAGAAGCCCCACGACAAUGUAGAGGAGCCCCCAAUGCUUGAGGAGAACAUCAAGAAGCAGAUUGCCAUCACACAACCCACCUUCCGCCACGCGCACACAUCCAUUGUUCUACGGGACCCGACCUCGACCACGUCGACGAUAUUGGCUGUUGAGGAGACCAUCAUCCUCCCUUUACCGGAAAUGACGAAACCUACCGAUCUUGCUGUCGAACCGCAACCGAUUCGGCGAGAAUUUAGCGGGCUUGCCGGAUCACCGGACGACCGAGCCGAGGCUGAGGCUGACAUUGCUCAUGCUCGUGAUAACGAUGAGCUCCAGAGGGAUCUGUUGGAUGAGCAGGAGGAUGAGAUCCCGAUGGACAUCGGAAUGAGCCCCGGUGGCCCGUUGACCCCAGACGUGGCGCAGACGCCGAUGAGCGAAACCUCAACCCUCUACCUACAACCUAUCGGACAACCGGAAGUCGAGCCGCUACGGCUGAAGCGGGGCCAACCACGCACCGAAUCGAUCGCCUCCAGCGGCCCAUCCGUCCUUGAUCUUGUUGCCGUCGACGGGAAACCAGAAGAGCCACUUCACCUCCAGAAAAUUCGCCCCACGACGGCCCUGGAAAAAGCGCGUGACGAUGAUAUUGCCAAGAUCUUCAAGCAGGUCGCUGCGUUUUGUAUGUCCCAACCCAAAACCCAGUCGAUCGUCGGCUCCGAGGCUUCAACGCUGUACCUACUCCCCCUUGGCGAUGACGAGGGCACGGAACCGCUUCGGCUGAAGAAGCUGCACCCCGACGGCACCGAGACGCUCGCCGAUACGCCCGGAGAUGUGCAGAAGAUGUUGAAGGACGUGGCGCUGUUUUGCAGGAACCAACCUCGCACCGGGUCAAUCUGCCUCUCCGAUGCCUCCUCCAUCCAUCUCCUCCCAAUUGGAGCACCAGCUGAUGAGGCGAUCACGAUCAAAAAGAUUCGCGACCCAUCGGCACCAAAAGCUCUGCCACCAGCACCGGAAGUUUUGAAAGAGGAAGAGGAGCGUGAUGUACUCAAGGAAAUUGCCGUGUUUUGUUGGGCCCAACCCCGCCGCGAUUCGAUCGGCGGCAGUUCAGUCUCCUCACUCUGCCUUAUGCCAAUCGGUGGCGGCGACAAAGUACAUCUGAAAAAGCUGCACCCAGAGGAGAGUCCAAUGCGCGAGCUGGCCAGCCCUGACGACGUUGGACGAAUCUUCCAGGGUAUUGCCGCCUGUUGCCUGGAUGCACCCCGUACCGAUUCGAUAGCUGUCAGUGAGGUUUCGUCGCUCUACCUGGCCCCGCUGAACGGAGAAUCAACGGAAGCGCUCCAUCUGAAGAAGCUGACCUCAGAACAGCUCGAAGAGUUGCAGCGACGUGCUGUGGAAAGUCCCGUAGUCGCAAAAAGGCUUCAAGAGCUGACCCGGGGUCCUGAGAGCGAGAAAAAGCGCAGCGAGUUUAUGAGAAUGUGCUUGGAUCAACCGGAAGUGGAGUCGCUGCUCCUCAGCGAAACCUCGACACUCCUCCUCCAACCGCUGGAAGAUCCUGAGGGCGAGCUUCUACGUCUCAAGAAAAUCCAUAACAAGCUCGCUCCCCGGCGUCCGGAUAUCAGGCCAUUUCAAAUGGACGAUAGUGUGCUAACCAUCGACACGACCCCGAUGAGCGAGGCCUCAACGCUCCUCUACACAAACGUCGGCCGUGAGCACGAAGAGGCCAACAUGCUCCGGCUGCGAAAAGUGCGAGAUGCUCUCGAAAAGCACAUCGAAGAGAAACGAAAAACUACCGAUAAAAAGAACCAGGACCCGAUGCUCCACAGCGAGACAUCCACGCUGAUGUUGGUGCCGAUUGAUGAUGAACAGGCAGAGCCGUUGAGGCUGAAGAAGAUCAGGAAUCUGAAAUCGGAGCCGGCGUUGAGGCAACAGGCCGAGGAGGCGAUGGACGAGGCCCAGGUCAUCUCGCCCUGCAGCAGCAAUGGCCCGUUGAGUACCGACAGCAAUCGGGAGAACGUCGAGCCGCUUGAGAAAAAGGAAUCGCAGCCGCCAGUGUUCCACGUGCCGGCCCCUCCAAAGGAACGGAUUAUGGUAGAGCACCGUGGGACCUCACCCCUCAAGAAACGAACCGAGACCCAGCAACAACCCAUCCCUGUUGAACAACCCCGAAAAUCAACCGGGAAGCUCCACCAAAGUGCCUCGAUGCGAGAGCCGCCCGUCGCCAAGCAGGAAGCCCCGAAGAAGGCCCCGCGAACGCCCCUCACCGCCCGCUCGCUGAAGAACUUCCUGCUCAAGAAGGACAAGCACAAGGUCAACAAGCCCCUGUCCACCUCCGUGACGAUGCCACUAUCCCCACGCCAAAACCUGCACCUACGUCUUCGCCAAGACGCGCCGUUGGCCGAGAGUGAAAGCACCGUCAUCGAAAAUUCGCCGCACGUCGAGCUGCCCCCGCUCGGCUUCAAGCAGUGGAGCCAGAGCCCUCGGGGGAGGAGAAGUGUCUAUGGGAUGGGCCCUAAUUGGGGCUCUCCCGGAAUCCAAUUCAUUUGGGUCCCGCACAGGGCCCGGCAAGUCGAAGUGCGCUCCACGCAAGAACCCGGGCUGAUCGACGACGAGAUUCGUGAUCAGCCUAUGCUCGUAGGCGACUCGUUCUCCACGUCGACCAGCUUGGACCAGAUCGCCGGGCUGGCGAUGGUCAGCAAUCUGAGUACCAUCUACUCGCCCGGCGGCAACCACAAGCAGAUCGAGGCCAGCCUUGCCGAGGUCGAGGCCAUGCGGGCCCAGCUGAUGGCCCUGCAAUCCGCCUUGGCCCAAACGCCCGAAUCCCCGCCCCAAAAUAAAGGCCAAAUCGGGUGCUGCGAGCUGGCCCGCGAAAACGACGUGCUCCGCCGGCAGCUCAGCGAAAAGGACCGCCUCAUCUCACAACUCCGCGAGCAGCUCGCCAUCACCAAGCUGACCCAU